This is a messenger RNA of Paramecium tetraurelia, 3285 nucleotides long. RefSeq lists its product as uncharacterized. The transcript has 6 exons. The record is from RefSeq and is a predicted model, not a curated record. Lineage: Eukaryota; Ciliophora; Oligohymenophorea; Peniculida; Parameciidae.
AUGAGCAGCAAUACCAAAAAAGAAUACAAUAUUACCAUAUAUUAUAAACUUGAAUUUAGCACAUAUUAUUGGACUUAUAAUCCUUAUUACGUUUUGGAGGUUUCCUAUGUUGAAAAUUCUUACACAAAGUUUUAAUCAUUAGCUUUGCAACUUGAAAAUCAAUAAUUAGAUGGGAUUUGGCAUUUGACUCUUAUAGAGUACAAUCCAUUGAAAAAAACCUUGCUCUUUAAAAGUGCAGGAAAAAUAGAUUAAAUUGAUGGCAUUUCCUUAAAAAGUGGCCUAAUUAAUUAUAUAUUAGGAGGAUUCGGAAAGGAUAGUUUUACAAAACAAUCAUAUGCCCCAUUCCAAGGACUAUUAUCAAAGUUGAUUAUUUAUAAUAAACACCAGGAAGAGAAUUUAUAUGAUUAAAUAUCUAAUGCUUGUACAAUUCCAGAAUAGGUUGUAAAAAUGAAGCAAAUAAAACUAAUUGAUGGUAUACAUAGAUUUGAUGGAACUGAUUACAUUCAUAAAGAAGCAUAGCUAAUUGAUUAACAUUAUGUUGUUAGAGGAUGGAUUAAAAUAGAUUUUAGUAAGAUUUUUAUAUCUGCUUAAAUGUAGAUAUUAAGAAUGACAAUUAAUAAGUAAUAUUAAAAUGGAAACGGAAAUAACGGAGAUAAAACUUUAUUUCUAAGAUACAAUAUUAAUUUAAAUACUUAGAAUUUAAAUUCUAUUCUAAUCUAGACUUAUCAUUAUCAAUAUCCAUAGAAGUUUGAAUAUGAUGGUUCAUUUUUAAACUCCGACAAAUACAUGCUUACCACUAAUACCCUACUAUCUGAUAUUUAAAAAUGGCACUAUUUUACUUUCGAAUAAGGUAGAAGUCUUAAUAGCGAAAGAACAUAGUUUAAACUAUGGUUUGAUUUUCAUAGCGAAUCUAUAACUCAUAAUUUUUCUGGCUAAGUAAGAAAUUAGUUUUCAAACACAUUAAUAUAUUUUUACAUUGGGGGAGAUAAGUUUACCCCAUCCCCAUAUUUCUAAGGACAAUUAGCUAAUAUAGAGUUCUUGACUGGAUUUAAAGAAGACUUUAACCUAAAAGAUUAUAAAUAUUGUCAUUAUUCUUGCCAAUUAUGUGAUGGGCCUGAAUCUAAUUAAUGUACUAGUUGUUCUGUAUUUUCAAAGCGAUAAUUUUUAAGCGAAACUAAAGAGUGCAAAUGUCAAAAUAAUGAGCUUGAUAUUACUAAUAGUGAAAUUUGUUUUAAUUAAUUUUAGUCAUUCCCAGAAAUUACAAUUUCAUAAAUAAACACUAAUUCUUUUUAUUAUUGUGAUUUUGGAUAUUUUUUAAUAAAGGAUAACAAUGAUAGAAUUUGUAAAUAAUGUCCUUUUUAUGGUUAAAUUAUAGAAAUUCAAAAAUAGAAGUAGACUCAAUAUUACUGUCUUGAUUGUUAUAUAAAACCAAUGACUUGGUACCUAAAACCAGUAUGUACAACGGAUAUGAUUCGUAAUUAACUAAAAGCUGAUUCUGCAUAUUAGUAGAUUGAUAGAGAUGUCAUAGAUUAUGAUGCUUUUAUUAUAAAUGAAAUAUAUGAACUAGAACUUCAAAUAGGUGUUCAAAACUUUUUAAGCAAUUAAGAAUAAAGUAAUAGCGCCAAUAUCAGCGCUAUUCAUUUAGGAUAUUAAGUGUACUUAUAAUGUAAGUCUACUUUUAUUUUGGUUGACAACGAAUGCAAAAGAUGCCCUGAUAAUUGCCUAAUUUGUGAUGACAACUCAGUCUGUAGUUAAUGUCACAAGGACUUUUAUUUAUCAAAUAAUUAAUGUGUAAUGUGCCCUUCUAUUUGCGAUGAAUGUUUUCAAGAUGAAGUUAGUUAAGUUGCAAUUUGUAAAAAGUGUAGGAGUCCUUUUAAUUAUGUUGAUAAAACAUGCAGAAUAUGUGGCUAAAAUUGUGAAAAAUGUAUUGAAGAUUACGAUUUGAAGACUCAACAAUAUUUUCUUAGAUGUUUGAAAUGUUAAGAUGAUAGCAUAUAUUUUAUUUCAAAUGAUGCUUAAAAUUGUGAGAUUAACAGUAUCGAAAAUUGCCAAUAUGCUGUCAAAUUAAGGUUAUUAGAAGAUCAGAAGCCAACAUUCAGUACUUUGGAUUACUAUUUUCAGCCAUCUUAUGAUUCUAUAGAAAUUAAAUGCGCAAGAUGCAAAGAAAAAUAUUUAUAUUACUAUUAUUCUAAUACAUGUGAAAUUGAUAGUUAUUAUGGAGAAGAUUGUCAAUAUAGAGUUUCUUGGUAUAUGACUUAUUGCAUUGUAGGGAAGAAUAUAUUAUAUGAAAGAACAAGCGAGUGUUAAAAUGAAAUUGCAUUUUGUACUAACUGCUUAUAUAAUAAAUUUAAAGAAAAAUACGAAUGCUAUUAAUGCGAACAAGGGUAUUAUGCUAGUAGAAUAUUUGGGAAUUGUCAAAUUUGUCCUUCUGAACUUCAUUGCAAGACUUGUUAUCAAUAAGAUAAGAUAUCUCAAGAUAAUUGGAAAUAAUAAGUAAGAUCAUUUUAUUAUGCUGCAAUCUAAUCCUAUGAUAUGAGUCACGAUUUUACUGAAUUUAGCUAAAGUUCAGAAAUACAGGAUUUUGAAAUAGUUUGUCUUGAUUGUGUUCAAGGAUUUGACCUUUAAAAUAAAUAAUGCAUACCUUAAUGUCCAACUCUUUGUUUGGAAUGUGUAAGAUCAAAUGGUCAAAAUAUAUGUAUUAGAUGUCCUUUGGAAGUGAAUUAAAGAAUCAUUAGUUUAUAUAAUAACUAAUGCAUUCGAUGUCCUCCUAAUUGUAAUUUAUGUAGAAAAAGAGAUUAAGCAGAAAUUUUCUUAAUUAAUCCAAUAUUUUAAAAUUCUAAUUAUUGGGAUUAUAGUAAUUAAUGUUUGGGGUUUAAUUCAGAUUCCAAUUUAUAUUAUAAUUCAUUUUUUGGAUUAGUUUUUUAAUAAAUUGAUAUUGAUACCAAAUAGGAAAAUUAAGUUACUCUUGAACUAAAUUUGAUAUGUUCUGAAAUUGUUUAUCAGAAUCUAACUUUUCACUUAAAUGAUUCAUAAAAAACUUUAUUUAAUCAAACACAUGUGUUUAUUGAUGAUCUUUAAUUUUUUGCUCAAUUUAAUAGAGAAUCAUUUUACAAGUUAGCGAAUGACUUAUAAAUCACAUCAUUAGUUAUAAAAAUUAUAAGUGAUAUUGAGUAAGAAUGUUUGUUUUUUGGAGAUUUCUUGAUCUCGUAAAUAUUUAGCAGAAGUAUUUUUCCAUUGAUUUAAUCUAUCGAUAAUAAGUACCUAAACUACUAAAUUCUUUGUUGA